Magnolia sinica is the source of this 1978-nucleotide messenger RNA. RefSeq names its product transcription factor MYBS3-like. The record is from RefSeq and is a predicted model, not a curated record. Lineage: Eukaryota; Viridiplantae; Streptophyta; Magnoliopsida; Magnoliales; Magnoliaceae. Gene Ontology annotation, biological process: response to auxin; response to gibberellin; response to ethylene. The transcript is spliced from 5 exons. The coding region runs from base 135 to 1181 and encodes 348 amino acids. Gene Ontology annotation, molecular function: DNA binding; zinc ion binding.
UCUCUGUUUUUCUUCACACGUUUGCUGUUUUAAUCUCUGGUGGAGAAGGAAAACGAGAAGAGGAGAGAAGGGGAGGGAGUGAAGGGGGAAAGGAGAGAGGGGUAAAAGGGUAAAAAGGGCGGGGUAGAAAGGAGAUGGAUACGAACAGGAAAUGCUCUCACUGCGGCAACAACGGGCAUAAUACAAGAACAUGCAACGCGACGAAUACAAGACCAUGCAACUCGGUGAAAGGGUGGAAGCUGUUUGGGGUGAGGAUUUUGGGGGAAGAAGAGGAGGAGGUGAUAAGGAAGAGCUCGAGUAUGGGGAACUUGGCUUCAUGCGCGCCUGAGCAGAGCAGCGGCGAUCCCGGCGGGUAUUUGUCGGAUGGGCCCGUGCAUGAGUCGAGAAAGGGAGGGCAUGAGAGGAAGAGAGGAGUCCCAUGGACAGAAGAAGAGCACAAGACAUUUCUAGAAGGACUUAAAAGGCUAGGGAAGGGCGAUUGGAGAGGGAUCUCGAGGAAUUUUGUUAGAACUAGGACUCCAACCCAGGUAGCCAGCCAUGCUCAGAAGUAUUUCCUCAGGCAGACUGCUCCCAGUACAAAGAAGCGCAGGUCCAGCCUCUUUGACGUGGCGUUUAACAACAAUGUAAUUCCCGCUCCACCCUCUGGAACAGCUCCUUCUCAACAACCAACAGGAACUCAUGAAGUUGCAGAAGAGAUCAAUCUCCUCCAUCUUGACAACCAUUUGGCAAGGACUUCAGUUGGCGCUGCAGCCCAACUGGCUGACCGGAGCUUUGAGGCUUCCCCAAACUUAACCCUUAUCGCAGCAUGUGGUGAACUUCCCAAUUUCAAUGGCUUUAACUAUAUGGCGGGAAUCUCUCAUGGCAUCAAGUGCCAGGCCGGAGUUGGAAGUGCUCAAGUUACUCCAACCUUAUCCCUCACCCCAGCUCCUGAUUUUUCUGCCCAGGCAGACCCAAUCCCUCGUCAACUCGAAGAUGACUCCACCACUAGCACACCUGAUUUUCUCCAAUUAUCUCUCAAUACAUCAUCCCAAUCUAUACCCAGUUGCCCAUCUCCAACUGCUGACUCUCUGUUAAUUGAAACCAAUGAUUUAGAGCUCACGAUCGGCCCACCUCAGCCUCUCGGCACAGCGGAAUUGUCUUCUGGUGCCUCCAACUUCACGGGGGCCAUUAAAGUGACCUGAUCUGUUUAAAUGCCCAGGUGUUUUCUAGCUCAGAACAUGCUCACAUGAAUAAAGAAGACGACAAGAGUAUAUAUGAUGUUUUGAAGGGAAAGAGAGGGAGUGUUAAAAAAAAAAAAAAAAAAACCAAGUGGUGGGUUUUUCCACUCUCUAUGAAACCAAUAAAAGACCCAGCAAAAGGGUCCCCAUUCAUUGUAUGUCUUGUUCGAGAGGAGUUAUUUGAUACUCUGGUUGAGCAGGACUGUUCAUAUGCAUCACAUACAGUUGCUGUGCACGAGGCACAACAAUCCAAACUGUGCAAUUUGUGGGACCCAAUUGCGGAUGGGAUUAGAUCAAGCAGGUGAUCUAGCCACCAAAUGGAUGAUUAAAGAGAAGAAACAUCCACUGUUCACAUCUGCCUAACAAACUGCUAUUGUUGAUUACAGGUUAGUAUUAGGAUCACCUGAUCAAUCUAACUUCCUGACGCAUGGUCCGUGGAUUGGACGGUGCGGAUUGGGUGAUGUGUCUGCCUUGCGUACGGUGUUGUGCGUGAGCAUAUGAAUUGUGUACUCUGUCAGAGCAUCCAUGUUUUGUAACUUUGUCCAAUCCAGAUUAUAUGGUUAUCAAACUAUCUCAUGUGUCGGUUGGUAUGUUGGUUGGUCUGAGGGGUGUCUUCUCUCUUUCAGCAGUGGGAUAUUGUAAUGAGAGAUGUGGGGACUAUAAUUGCAUAUGUAUAUUUGGUCGCAUUUUCCCUGUACUUUUUGGUGGGCCACACUCUAAUUUUGGCCGGACAUAAAUAUAGCUGGCAAUUUCUAUGGCUA